AUGCAGAGCUUAUUAGCACCAAUACGACCUCGUUUCACAUCAUUAAGGUUCCUCACAACCUUCCGAGCAUUCUCUUCUUCUUCUUCUUCUUCUUCUUCUUCAGAUUACUCCAACCAGUCCCGCGGUGGCCUCCCUCGCUUCUUCUCCGAACGCCUCCCUUCUUCCAAGGGAGGCCUAGUUCGUGUACAAGACGAUGAGUUCUGGCACAUGACCAAAGUCUUGAGAUUACGCGCCAACGAUAGGGUAGAGCUGUUUAAUGGGAAAGGAGGCUUGGUGGAAGGUGUCAUACAGACCGUGGACCGGUCCGGGUUAGAUUUUAUGGCAUUGGAAGAUCCAAAGGUGGUUCUCCCACAGAGCACGCAGUGGCAUGUGUUUGCAGCUUUUGGUACUUUAAAGGGCGGUCGAGCUGAUUGGCUUGUUGAGAAAUGCACAGAGCUGGGGGCUGGUAGUGUGACUCCUCUGCUGACGGAGCGGUCUCCUUCUAUCUCAGGAAAUCGGCUGGAUAGGUUGCAGAGAGUCAAUAUGGCAGCUGCUAAACAAUGCCAACGGCUCCAUGAAAUGGUGUUGAAUCCCCCAAUGAAAAUCGAUGGUAUUUUGCCUCUUGUUGCACAGUCCAAGCUAUCUUUUUUGGCGGUUGCAGAAGCUACUUCUCUUGUUACUGCAUUAACUUCAUCAGGAAGGGAGACCAGUGGACUGAUUGUGGUUGGACCAGAAGGCGACUUCACGGAAAAAGAGGUGAAUGAAUUGAUAAAAGCUGGAUGUAUCUCUGUUGGUCUUGGUCCGCAUCGACUCCGUGUGGAAACUGCAACAGUGGCUCUUCUGGCCACUCUGAUGUUAUGGUCUGAUUCUCAAGAAACAUGUGGUUCUUAAACACUUUCUCAUGGCAAGUCUGUUUUUGUUUCUUUGAUCUCUAGAUAGGGUUGAACUUCAUCGAGUUUUGUUGUACCGCUAACUUUAGGUCAAAUGUAGAUGAUUGGUUGUUUCAUAAUGUCUUCUUGUUGAUUGAAGGUUAACUUUAGCAUUAGGAUAGGAGCUUUCUACCCACCUUAGGAAACUGAAUCUUACUAGACACUGGGUCAAAUCGUGUGAAUAUGUUGUAGUUUCUCUUUUUGAGAGAAUGUUGUUGAGAACUAUCAGUAUUUAACAGAAAUGACAUU
This is a messenger RNA of Fragaria vesca subsp. vesca, 1157 nucleotides long. RefSeq names its product ribosomal RNA small subunit methyltransferase E-like. The coding region runs from base 1 to 870 and encodes 289 amino acids. Gene Ontology annotation, biological process: rRNA base methylation. The record is from RefSeq and is a predicted model, not a curated record. The transcript has 8 exons. Gene Ontology annotation, molecular function: rRNA (uridine-N3-)-methyltransferase activity. NCBI's taxonomy places the organism in Eukaryota, Viridiplantae, Streptophyta, Magnoliopsida, Rosales, Rosaceae.